AUGCCACAGUCAACAUUAGCACGGUUGGUGCUUCAGCAUGAUUCCAGCGAUCAACAAGUCGUAACACUAUCUUCCGCUUUAUGGGAACGUAUCGCACCAGCCGACCUUGGUGGAAAAGACACGUUUCCUGUAUCGAUUAAGAUACCUUGUCUAUCUACUUCAACGCCUAUCGACUCACCAAAAAAGGAUGAAUCACUGUCAAAUUCCUUAUCAUCAAUCUUGAUCCAUGCCAAAAGGACAAAUGAUUAUCAGGGGACCAAGGAAUGCAUAUUUGUUAGUACUGCAUUUAUCGAGACUAUUUAUGGCUCUUGGGCAUCUACAAGACUAGACGACGAGUACGAAGAAUUCGAUGCCGACGAUGGAGGAAAUUGUAUCGCUCAUAUCGAAGCUGUCCAGCUAGCCCCAUUGGAUGAAAUAGUCAUUGGUGCAUUAGAUGCGUCAUCUUUUCAAAGUUCACAGCAAGAUGAAGCUGCUGUCGGCAGACUUUUGACUUCUGAGGAUGAUGAGCUGAAAAUGAUCAUACGCGCUGGUGGACGAUAUACCUUUGACGGCUAUGAUUUCAAGGUCCUAAUGACGAGUCCAGUUCAGCAGGGAUAUAUCAAGUCGACCGAAGACACGAGAGUUUUGGUUGUUGAUCUAUCGUCGGAAGACACUGCCGCUAGUUUGGAUAACCCAGCUGUCUCAGAUCAAGCCAACAAUAUUACAACCUACAAUAUGCUUGAAGCUCACACAAGUUCAACUCUGGUCGAGCCACAAGAAUUCAUUCCUCGCAUUUUACAAAAACCAUGGCCCGUCUCAAGGCUUUUUCCAGAACCGGGAGUUAUGGAUGAUGAUGAAAAUCGAUUAUUCAUUGGUGUGAAGGAUUUGGCACGCUGUGGUGUUUUUAGCGGUGAUUGGAUCCUAGUUAGUGCAGCUGAUAGCAAAAAAUCGCGGCUCUGUCGUGUCUACGGUGUUGACGACAUUGAUUUAAUCAAUGAGCAAGAUAGCUUUGUUUAUCUUCCCCCGGUUCUAUAUCUCAACCUAGGACUGCCUCUACCUCCCACAUCAUCAGAGGAGGCCGUCGUAUGUCUAUCGCGACUGAAUGUUUCUCCUCCUGAGUCUGGUCCAGAUAUUGCUAGUGCUGUGAGUAUAGCAAGAGUCGCUUCAUCCGCCUCCAUGGAUAAGUCCUUGCAAAAUGCAUUCCUUGAAGCACUUAAGCAAUGGUUCGAAGAACGAGAACGGGUUCUAUGCAACGGCGACCUCAUCGUUAUUCGCUUGAAUGAGGAACAAGCACGGUUACAUUCGCGGAAUGAUGAUGAGUCCAUUCAGCAGAAAACUAUUGAUGCUACGACAUUGGCGUAUUUCAAGGUGACUAGCAUGGAGGAAGAGGAAACGAAUGCCAAAACCGAUAGCGAUGGUAUCCACCCUUCCUUCUAUGGACAUGGAAGAAGAAUCGUACCAAGCCAUACAAAAAUGAUACAAACAGGCAUUGAGCAUUCACGUGCACCGAUCGGAUCACUUACUCACUAUUACGACCUUGUCAACAAACUUCCUCUUCACCGCACACAAACCCCAGCCUAUAAUCAGCUAUUUGAAUUGGUAUCAUCUUCUUUGCAUCCGUUGGGCCGCGAUUUCCAGCUAUCGUGCAACGCUCUUGUUCAAGGACCACGGGGUGGUGGCAAGGCAACUUUAGUCCGUGAAGUGGCGGAAGAUUUGGGAAUUCAUCUCUUUGAAUUUUCUGCUUGCGAUAUUGUAUCCGAGACCGAUGCAAAGACAGAGGUCCAUAUGCGAGCUAAAUUCGAUAAGGCAGCAUCAUUGACCCCAUGUAUCAUGCUUAUCAGAAUGAUCGAAGAUCUGGCACAAAAGAGUGCUGUAGUUGAGACAGGCCAAGAACCUUUAUUGGCUACAGUUCUACAGGAGUGUAUUGAAAAUGUUCGCGCUACGCACGCAAGCACUGGAUUUCCGAUCAUGGUGAUCGCAACCACUAGCGACAUCGAUGCUUUACCAACAAGUAUUCUUGGUUGCUUCAGACAUGAAGUUGUGGUUGACGCUCCUGAUGAAGCAGCACGACUUCGUGUAUUGCAAAAUUUGACCUGCCAUUCUCCCGUUGCUCCCGAUGUCUCCUUGCCAACUUUAGCGACUCAAACUGCUGCGUUGGUGGGUAAGGACUUGGUGGAUUUAGUAGCAAGAGCAGGUGUAAUGGCACUCCAACGUGUCAACAAAUCAAUAGAGGGACAACAAAGGGGUAAUCAUUUAACAGCUGAUGAUAUCAAGAAAGCUGGCGUUUUGUUGACGGCUGCUGACUUUGAUGCUGCAUUGAAUGAAGCACGAGCGAGUUAUUCGGAUUCAAUUGGCGCUCCAAAGAUUCCAAACGUAACAUGGGACGAUGUCGGAGGUUUGGCUCACGUCAAAGACGACAUUCUAGAUACUGUGCAACUUCCUUUGGAGCAUCCUGAACUCUUUGGUGCAGGCUUGAAAAAACGUAGUGGUAUCUUGCUUUAUGGUCCUCCUGGUACUGGCAAGACAUUGUUGGCGAAAGCUAUUGCUACAUCGUGCUCUCUCAACUUCUUUUCCGUCAAAGGACCAGAACUACUAAAUAUGUAUAUCGGUGAAUCAGAAGCCAAUGUUCGCCGCGUAUUCCAACGAGCACGUGAUGCAAAGCCUUGCGUUGUAUUCUUUGACGAGUUGGACUCCGUAGCUCCAAAACGUGGUGAAAAAGGAGACUCAGGCGGCGUUAUGGAUCGCAUCGUGAGUCAAUUGCUUGCUGAAUUGGAUGGCAUGAGUGAAGGUGGUGAAGGAUCAGGUGCAGGCGACGUCUUUGUGAUUGGUGCAACAAACCGACCCGAUUUAUUGGAUCCUGCGUUACUUCGCCCAGGAAGAUUUGAUAAAUUGCUUUAUCUUGGUGUGAGUGAUACCCAUGAAGCACAAUUACGCAUCAUUCAAGCUUUGACCAGAAAAUUCCGCCUCCACCCUGACUUAGACCUUAUGCGGGUGGCCGAACGUUGCCCCUUCCAUUAUACCGGCGCUGAUUUCUAUGCACUCUGCUCUGACGCGAUGCUAAAGGCCAUGACACGUGUAGCCAAUACAAUCGAAUCCAAGGUGCAGCGGCUCAACAAUGAAAAGCACGCCGAUUUGCCUAAUCCCGUUACUGCUCAAUAUUAUCUAUCACGGAUCGCAACUACAGAAGAAACCACAGUUCAGGUUGAAGAAGUCGAUUUCUUGAAUGCCUUGGAUGAGUUAGUGCCAAGCGUGUCUGCUACAGAACUUGCACAUUAUCAAAGUGUUCGAGCCAAGUUUGAGCAGUCUCCAGAUGACAAUGAAUCAAGUAAUCAGCGUGAACAGGAACAACGGGAACAGGAACAGCGGGCACAAGAAGAAAUCAAGCGACAGCAAGAGCAGAAACGAAAAAGCAAGGGUAAAGGCAAAGCCCGAGCCCAAUAA
Molecule: messenger RNA, 3420 nt
Organism: Lichtheimia ornata
Lineage: Eukaryota; Fungi; Mucoromycota; Mucoromycetes; Mucorales; Lichtheimiaceae
Exons: 11
Coding region: 1-3420 (1139 amino acids)
Biological process (GO): protein import into peroxisome matrix
Cellular component (GO): cytosol; peroxisomal membrane
Molecular function (GO): ATP hydrolysis activity; ATP binding
Source: RefSeq, a predicted model, not a curated record